Molecule: messenger RNA, 1257 nt
Organism: Protopterus annectens (West African lungfish)
Lineage: Eukaryota; Metazoa; Chordata; Ceratodontiformes; Protopteridae
Gene: BKGD
Product: chromosome chr13.part0 C11orf54 homolog
Exons: 8
Coding region: 50-1015 (321 amino acids)
Cellular component (GO): nucleus
Molecular function (GO): hydrolase activity, acting on ester bonds; zinc ion binding
Source: RefSeq, a predicted model, not a curated record
GUAUUCCGCCAGCGGUGGUGUAGUAAAUUGAAGAGUGUAAACCGGCAGAAUGGCAACAGGAGCCAAGCACGGAAUUGAAAAAUUUGUGUUAUAUCAACCAAGGCUUGAAGAGCUUUCUGACGUUCUACAGAAAGGACUGAAGGAAAAUUUUGCUGAUGUUCAUGUUUCUGUGGCGGACUGUCCUGACCUCACCAAGGAUCCGUUUGGCUUUCCUGUAAAAGGAAUAUGUGGUAAACCUCGGAUUGCAGAUGUGGGUGGUGUUCCAUACCUGAUUCCUGUUGCCAAGCUAGAUAAGAUCUAUGACAUAAAUACAGUUGCCAGAGACACCGAUUUGCCUGGAGCAUUCAUUUUAGGGGCUGGUGCUGCUUCAUCUCGAACUCUUGGUAUAAAUGCAGAGCUUAUGCCACUUGUUCAUACAGAGCAUGAAGGGAAGCCUGCAGUGAAUGGUAGUUAUGUUGCUAGAAUUAGUCCUACGGAUGGUGGCUGUCUUCUUGAGAAGUACAGUGAGAAGUAUCAUGACUGUGACUUCGGGUUACUGGGCAACCUAUAUGUGAGUGAGGGUAAACCAGGAAAGGUUCUUGAAAUACGAGCCAGCAGAAGGAUUGGACAGUUUAGUCUUGUGACUGCAAUCAGAAAAUCUCUCGAAAAUCAUUAUGGUGAUAAACCUGUAGCAAUGGGAGGAACUUUUAUUAUAGAAAAGGGGAAAGCAAAGGCUCAUAUCAUGCCUGCAGAGUUUUCUGCCUGCCCUUUGAACACAGAGGAAGAAGUCAAUAAUUGGCUGAAACACUUCGAAAUGGAGGCUCCCUUAAUAUGUCAGUCUGUACUUGUAUCUCGGGAUCCUGGAUUUGACCUGCGAGUAGAGCAUACCCAUUUCUUCAGCCACCAUGGAGAAGGGGGGCAUUACUAUACAGAUACCACCCCAGACAUAGUAGAGUAUGUGGGGUACUUUCUACCUGCCGAGUUUCUCUACCGUAUUGACAGACCUGUUGAAACCCAUAAGAUUGGACGUGAUUAAUGAAGAUAUUAGUAUUACUGAACAAAAAAGCAGCAGAUGAGGAUUGUCUUGACUCAUAAUUUCAAAGUUAUUGCUUUUAAGCCAUUACAGACUUCUUUUGCAUUUAAUUAUUAUUUACAUCUCAAUGUCCAACACUAUAUGAUUGUGGUAUCUGCUUCUGUCUAAUGCAAUACUAAAUUCUGAUACUGUAAUCUAAUACAAUGUUUAUAUUUUGUAAAAUAAAGUUAAUUUUGCUAAAUGUG